AUGGCGUACGUCGACAACACGGCCGAGAUCCCGCUCGACAUGUCCCGCUUCUGCGCCGGUGGUGGCGCCUUUGGCCUCUACGAGCGCCAGACAGGCUGCGCGCUGGGCAACUGCGACUGCUUCCCGAUCCUCUUUGCAUGCGACCCAUCGCUGGGCAAUGGCCUUGGCGAGUGCGCGCUCUCGGGCGUCGGCGAACUCUUGCUCGUCCUCGCCUUUGUCGCCAACCUCCUCGUGCCCGCUCUGUACGUGCUCUCGCACUUUUACCACGAAAACGACGCUACCGACGCCCGCGCCGUGCUCCACGAAGAGCGCAGCGCCCGUCGACCGACCCUCGACCACAUGCCAUCCGCCAUCUCGGACGCGGCCGAGCCCAAGGAAGACUUGGAAGCGACGUACUUUGACAUGACGCAAUUUCGCCGCGCGAUCCCGGACAAGGUGUUUGGUCUUGACAAGACGGCCAAGAUCAAGCUCGAGGUCAUGUCCAAAGGCUGGAUUCAGUUUAUCUUCUUCUUCAUGCUCACGGCCUUUGCAUUGUGCCUCAGCCUCUUUGCGGUCUCGGCCGAUACAAUCGAGACGACGAUUCCGUUCUCGUCGCUCAACUUUAGCGCGAGUAACUCGUCGACGACGUUCAUUUUUGAUGCGGCCGCCGCCAACGCGACGCUGCCGCAAGGCACGCGCUUCGUGUCGCUGCACGGCGACCUCUGCCAGCUGCCGCCGUCGCCCGGGGACCAUGUGCUCAAUGUGAGUUACACCGUCUCCGCGCGCAUUGACGGCGGGCUCCUCUUCGACACGUUCUCCCACGAGCGCCUCGUCGUGCGCUGCGUCUGUUCGGACGUCUCCUGCCGCCCGAUCGCCGGCAGCGAAGACGCGCUGGUCUCAAUCCCGUGGUUCCAAGACGCCUUCCAACUCCUUGGGCACGACGUGCCGCAUGCGAUUUCGCUCCACCUCCACUUGCACACCAACAUGACGCUACAUGGUCGUCCGGCGAUCACGCUGCUGGCGCACCACGCGCGGCUCGAGCGACUGAUCGAGAUCGUCAAGUGGCUCUUCCUCGUCGCCGAUGUCGUCGCGCUCGGCUACUGGAGCUACCUGAACCGGCACCGCGGGUGGCGCCGGCUCCUGCCCGAGCGCCGCCUCUUGUACAUUUCGCUGCUCUGCAACGCGCUCGGAUCGAGCCCCGUGCUGCACUUUACGCAAGCGUUCCUCUCGAGCACGUGGAGCUAUCUCUUCGCCCAAGCGUGGGCCGCGGGCCUCGCCGGCGCGUGGCUCCUCAGCCUCCUUGUUGCGAUCGACCUCCAGCGCCAGCGCACCUUUCGCUGCUCCUUCUUUGCGCUCAAAGUGACCGUGCUUCUCAGUGCCAUGGGCGUGCGCGGCGUCUCGUUCUACGCGCUGCCGAACGCGAUCACGUCGCUCCUGGACCUCUUCCUCGCCGUGCUCGCGAUGGUGCUCUUCCGCGGCGUCAUGAUGAGCGUGCGCAACGACCUCCGCCGAAAGGCGUAUGCGGCGUCGCGGCCCGAGCAGCUCACGGCGCGCGUCUUGUAUUUCAUCGCGCUGCAAGUCACGUACGUUUACUUUUUCGCCGCGCUCUUGGCCGACCCCGUGCCCAAGGUCACAGUGUACAUGGCGAACGCCCGGGUCCUCGCCAACCUUCCGAUUCAAGUCAUUUCGCGCGCCGCGACGCUUGUCUUGUUUCUCAUCUUUUUACCCGUCAACAACAAGAAGCGAAAGCAGCUCCUAUCGACCACGAUGGUGUGUACGCGCGAGAAUUCCCUCCAUUUAACGACCGUCAAGCGGUCCUUGUCCCGCGCCGACGCCACGCAUGGAGCGCCGCCUGUCUUUUGCCUCGAGACUGCGUGUGGCCUCUACAACCUCUCGUGCCACGCCUACUAUGCGAUCCCGCACGCCAAGCACGUGGCGACGGACCUCGACUUGGAUUUGGCGGCGGUGGCGCGGGACGGCCUCUCGGUCGUCGCCGAGCUCUUUGACGGCGCCACCGACACGCAUGCGCUCGUCUUCACCGAUGCCAAGCGGCUCUUGAUUGCUUUCCGGGGUACGUUUAGCCGCCAGAACGCGAAGACGGACCUCGACUACAACUUUUGCUCGCCGACGCUCUUCCUCGAUCGGUUCCCAGCGCUGCGACUCCACCAUGGGUUUUACACCGCGUACAUGAGCAUUCGGCCGCAGCUUCUGUCGCUCCUUGGCGACCACAUGUCGGAGUCGCUUCAGAUCUAUGUGACGGGGCACUCGCUCGGCGGUGCGCUCGCGACGCUGGCGGCCUUUGACCUCGCGACGUCGUACCUUGUCCCGAACGACAUUGUCGUCUACUCCUACGGCUCGCCACGGGUGGGCAACCAUGCGUUCGCACAUGCGUACAAUACGUUCGUGCCACGCACGUUCCGCAUCGUCAACGACGCCGACGUGAUUGUCGGUGGCCCGAAGCAAGCGGUUUUUGGCUGCUACUGCGUCUCGUCGCUUCGGUACAAGCACGUGGGCACGCCCGUGCUCCUCUCGGACCGCGCGUGGGGCACGUUUUUGAUCGACCCGAACAUUGUGGAAAUGGCCUUUAUCGCCAAGCUCCGCAGCAACGGGUUUUCCCACCUCUUGUCGGCGUACCGCAUCAAACUCGCGCGCGGCUUGAAGGUGACGCUGGCCGCGCACCCGCCGAUGAACGAGACGACGCCGCUGAGUGUCGCAUAA
Molecule: messenger RNA, 2697 nt
Organism: Saprolegnia parasitica CBS 223.65
Lineage: Eukaryota; Oomycota; Saprolegniomycetes; Saprolegniales; Saprolegniaceae
Exons: 5
Coding region: 1-2697 (898 amino acids)
Biological process (GO): lipid metabolic process
Source: RefSeq, a predicted model, not a curated record